AUGUUUUCUCGGCUACUAUCAUCCAGAAAUGCACCAAUUGCAAGUCGGAAAAUAAUCGGAAGAAAGUGGAUGUCGGCUUUAUCCACAGUUUCGUUAUCAACAGCUCAUCAAAACUCCCACAAUUCGAAAACCUCGUUCCACAACAUGAGAAGAAGAACACAACAUGAAAACAAGUUCCUUCAUACACCACUAUCUUCCGAUGGUUUUCACAUUCAUCAACGGAGAAACUUUGCUUCUAAUUCUCGCAAUAUCAAAGACAAGGCUGCCACUCCAAAGCUCAACCUAAAAGAUGAGGUCCUUCCUUGUCAUGAACAUUUAGACCCAGAUGGAAACAUUUUGAGCAAGAGUGAAUGGAUCCACGUAAAUGGAACCCUGCCCAUUUGUUCCGUAGAAGAAGUCAUCGACGCGUUCGAGACACAUGUACUGAGAGAAUCAGAAAGGUGGGGAAUUAUCGACUUGGACGCUCCUUGGAACCCAGUCGAAGAAGCUUCGGUGCCCACUCUUUCGUUGGAUCCCUGGCUGACAGAGGACGGUCCGCGGAUAGUGGAAGCAGCGCAUGUUGUAAUUUCUCCCUUUGGCCGUCCGAAUGGAUGGUAUAUCAAAUUUCCGAAUCGAUCAUUUUCCAAUGCUCUCUUGUCACGAGCUCAACAAGAACACUUUCACAUGUCUUGGAAAGUGGUGCAAGUGUCCGAGCACCACUACGACCCAGUCCGUGAACAGGAAGAAAAUUACGCCUAUAAAAAUGGGUUUGUUGUCGAUGACACCAUGGUGCGCUUUGAAAAUUGUCCACCCGGAAUGAGGGACGAAGACAUUCGGUUGCGUCUCAGUCGUUACGACUUGGCGCCAGAAGGCAAAACGGUCAUGCUAUGGAAGGCUUGGACCAACGAUGGCAAACGGGCUCCAUUAAUGUUUGUGGUUCGUUUUGCCAGUGCCGCUUGGGCCCGCGCGGCCAUUCGGGAAAUGCAAGGUUUGCGAGUGAAUGGCAAGAGUAUCAAGAUGAUUCAAUACCCAAAUCAACUUGUCUACAAGAACGUCACCAAGGAAGAAGAAGAAACAAGAGGCAAGGAUGAUCCCGAAGCACCUUCUGACGCAGCUAGUGACGAUUCCGAAGGGGAAGCAAAAGAGGUGUACUAA
This is a messenger RNA of Cylindrotheca closterium, 1134 nucleotides long. The record is from the annotation of a GenBank genome assembly. NCBI's taxonomy places the organism in Eukaryota, Bacillariophyta, Bacillariophyceae, Bacillariales, Bacillariaceae.